AAUAAACAAAUCCAAAGGCCACCUCGAGAAAAACGGAGAAGAAGGAUUUUCACGGAAAUAAUGGGGAGUUUUGAACAGAAAAAGAACCUUCUCUUCACGUCGUUGGAAUCGGCGGAACAGAACAUCGGGACGGAUUCCGUGCUGCAUCAAAACGUAAGCGAAAUCGACUACAGCCUCGACCGCAAGGGAUGCCGCCCAGGAAAGCUGAUAAAUGUCGAUCGCUACCGGAACCGAGAGAGCAUCUUCAAGCGACCAGCAGCACCCAUUGGCCACUGUUUGAAACGAUCAACGGUGCCGGACUUCCAGCGUAACCCGCAAAAGUGGACCAAGUACACGCUGGAAGAUGUAGAUACGUCCGAGCGCACCAACACGGCCGCAGCUUUCUCGUUUCUGAGACAAAUCGAAGAGCAACGGGAAGCCUCAUUAGCCCUACAGAACGCAUUGGAAGCGGGAGAUGUGCAGGAUGAGACACAAGAAGACACACAACAGCCCAAGGUUGGUUUCUGUAAAUCGGUUGUGCGUUUCAAUAGAUCCGUUCGGCUGAGAGGGCAGCUGGAGGAAGCCGAUGAAUCACCGGAACCAGCGAGUGAAGACCGACCUCAGAUGAAUGGACGGCGUGUCCUGAUGCCCGAGUAUGUUGUGGGACAGAAGAUACCCAAAAGGCCCAAGCGAACACUCGGCAGUAGCACGACGACGAGCAAGGCAAACCCGGCUACCCAAAUGCAGCUGGAUCAUUUAACGGAGGAGAACGAGGAAGAUGAUGAGGACGAAGAAGAAGAUUGCAAUGGGAUAGAUUAGUUGUGGUACAUGUUUUGAAGGCGUAAUUUUAAGGUUAUCUUUAUCCCUCUUGCUAAUAGAGCUAUCAAUAAAAUGCAGAACUGCUUCAAUUAA
Anopheles darlingi is the source of this 891-nucleotide messenger RNA. RefSeq lists its product as uncharacterized. NCBI's taxonomy places the organism in Eukaryota, Metazoa, Arthropoda, Insecta, Diptera, Culicidae. The coding region runs from base 61 to 798 and encodes 245 amino acids. The transcript is spliced from 2 exons. The record is from RefSeq and is a predicted model, not a curated record.